AAGAUGGCGGUUUCUCAUUGGUCAGCCCCUGUCCGUUGUGUUUGAAUUGGGUGGCGGUUAGCCACUGAGUUGCGAUCUCUCAGCUGGAGCUGUUUGGUUUCCUCUGCGUGUUUCGGGGCCCGCAGGUACGUGUCUGGUGGUUUCUUGGCAUCCAAGUCCCCGAGGACGGUUCCCUUCCGCCGCUCCGCCAUCCCUCACGUCCCCGCUCCCCGCCGGCGCUGCUCACCCCGGGGCUCGGUCCGCUCAGCCCGCACCCCGGCGCCAUGGCUCCCAGGAAGGGUAGCAGCCGCAGAACCAAGACCAACUCGCUGCGGAGCCGGAAGCUCGUCUCCUUCCUGAAGGACUUCGACCGCGAAGUGCAAGUACGCACCAAGCAAAUCGAGUCCGACAGACAGAACCUCCUCAAAGAGGUGGAGAACCUCUACAACAUCGAGAUCCUUCGGCUCCCCAAGGCGCUGCGCGAGAUGAACUGGCUCGACUACUUCGCCCUUGGAGGAAACAAGCAGGCCCUGGAAGAGGCAGCAACGGCCGAUGUGGAUAUCACAGAAAUAAACAAAUUAACAGCAGAAGCUAUUCAGACGCCUCUGAAAUCUGCCAAAAAGCGAAAGGUAAUACAAGUGGAUGAAAUUAUAGCAGAAGAAGAAGAAGAUGAAGAAAAUAAGCUUAAGAAUCUUCGAUCUACAAGAGUCAAAAGGUGUCCUCCAUCCAAGAAGAGAACCCAGUCCGUACAAGGAAGAGGGAAAAGCAAAAGGUUAAGCCAUGACAGCUUUGUAACACCAGCUUUGAGCAGACUGGAGAUGUCUUUGGUAAAACCAACCCCAGGCAUGACACCCAGGUUUGACUCCAGGGUCUUCAAGACCCCAGGCCUGCGCACUCCAGCAGCCAGAGAGCAGAUCUACAACAUAUCGGUCAAUGGCAGCCCUCUGGCUGACAGCAACGAGAUCUCCCUCACCGUGCCUAUGGGCGGUGGUGCGAGCAUGCGGUUGCUAGCGAGUGAUUUGCGGAGGGUCGACAUUGCACAGCUGGAUCCAGAGGCCUUAGGAAACAUUAAGAAGCUCUCAAGCCGUCUUGCCCAAAUCUGCAGCAGCAUACGGACCCACAAAUGAGAAGGCAAUGGAGCAGGACAGGCGGUGGCAGCAACCAUGGUGGCAGAACACAUGCGUCUCUCUCUCUCUCCCCGCUUCUGUGGGGUGCUUGGUGGGGCCUUACAGUCUUUCUUCUGCUGUGCCCAAUGGUUCUGACAUGUGGAACAGUACUUUGUGUUUGUCUCUGUUUAUCAAAGUCCAAAAAUUGGUUUGGGAUCAGCUCCUGUGUCUUCUACCUCUACCUCUCUAGUUAGUAGGAAUUUGGAUAAGAGAACAAUAGGGCUCACAGCAGUCUAGGGUUUAGUGUGCCUGGUGCAGAGUAACUGUAAGCUGUCCUGUGGUCCCACCAGGUCCUUAGACUGCAGAAGCAUUCUGCCCCGUAGGGGGUCACCAGAAGGGUGACUUGUCUGCUGACCUCUUUCCAUGUGUUCUGCCUGUGCCUAGGACACAGACCAGCUACAUGGGAUCAGCAGCAGGAUCCUGUGCUCCAGCAACUUCUGUGCCCCUAAUCAUGAGCUGUGCCCUUAAUCAUGAGUUGUGCCCCAGGCAUUUGGGAACAGAGUGCUCCCUGCAGGCUCAGGGCACGGCUCUCUUGUGUCUGGCUCUUUGUUAUGUUCUGUGUUAUUAUUUCAGUCUUCUAAGGCUGAAGUGUUUCAAGCUGUUUUAUUCUCUCGCUGAAGCUUUUACACAUUGUUUUCUUGAGCAGUGGUAUCUCUCAGCUGAUUCGUCCCACUGAAAGAUAGCUGUUUUCAAUAAAUUCUGGUUUGUUUGGAUUUUUAAUCAA
Molecule: messenger RNA, 1869 nt
Organism: Nannospalax galili (Upper Galilee mountains blind mole rat)
Lineage: Eukaryota; Metazoa; Chordata; Mammalia; Rodentia; Spalacidae
Gene: Cdca8
Product: cell division cycle associated 8
Exons: 10
Coding region: 264-1106 (280 amino acids)
Biological process (GO): mitotic sister chromatid segregation
Cellular component (GO): spindle midzone; chromosome passenger complex; chromosome, centromeric region
Source: RefSeq, a predicted model, not a curated record